Molecule: messenger RNA, 836 nt
Organism: Salvia splendens (bonfire salvia)
Lineage: Eukaryota; Viridiplantae; Streptophyta; Magnoliopsida; Lamiales; Lamiaceae
Product: auxin-responsive protein SAUR32
Exons: 1
Coding region: 338-655 (105 amino acids)
Biological process (GO): response to auxin
Source: RefSeq, a predicted model, not a curated record
AACAAACCCUACAAAUCCAUUCACAAUCAAACACAAUAUCUCUCUCCCUCUCUUCACAUUCAUAUUAGUGAAACUCAACCUUCUCAAAGUCCCUCUUUUUUCAUAUCUGAAUCGAUUCAUGCGUUUCAGUUAUCGUAUAUGAUAUGAUGAGCAAUAUCCACAGAUCUCUUACCGAUUCCGUUCUAACUCUCUUCAAGCUCGCCAUCUCCUCAUCCGAUCCCUGGCCAUUUUCGAUCUAGCUUCGUUCCGUUUCAAAAGCCCUAAUUUCUGGCGAUCUAAUUUAAUUCGUAAUUGUACAGCAAUUUACACCGAUUGAUCUUCUGUAUAGCAAGGCAAAAUGCUGCAUAUUCACUUCCACCACCACGGCGGCGGGCGGCGGAGUACUCCGAAGGGAUGCCUGGCGGUGAUGGUGGGGCAGGGCGAUGAGCGGCAGCGGUUUGUGAUUCCGGUGAUGUACGUGAACCACCCGCUGUUCACGCAGCUGCUCAAGGCUUCGGAGGAGGAGUACGGCUUCGAUCAGAAAGGUCCGAUCAAUAUUCCGUGCCACGUGGAGGAGUUCUGCCACGUCCGCGGCUUGAUUGACAAGGAGACGGCGGAGCACGGCGGCCACCACCACCUCCACGGCCACCACCAGUUCUUGUGUUUCAAGGCUUGAUUUUCUUCAUGCGUUUGUUGAAAUUUGAUGUGCUGUAAAAUCAAAACUCGUUUUUUCUUUUUGGUUUUAUGUUGCCUUGAAUUUAAGUAAUCUUUAUUGUUUUAUGUUUCGAUAAAAAAUAUAUUAAGGAUUUUCUAUUACGAAUUUACAAUAUUCUUAUCUAUGUUUGCAAUGAUUUCAA